This is a messenger RNA of Cavia porcellus (domestic guinea pig), 2815 nucleotides long. It is a transcript of the gene Zfand3, whose product is annotated as zinc finger AN1-type containing 3. Lineage: Eukaryota; Metazoa; Chordata; Mammalia; Rodentia; Caviidae. The record is from RefSeq and is a predicted model, not a curated record. Gene Ontology annotation, molecular function: DNA binding; zinc ion binding. Bases 141 to 824 code for a protein of 227 amino acids. The transcript has 6 exons.
GCGCCCGCCCGCGCGCCCGCUCCCUCCCCCUCCCCCCGGCCCGAGCCCCCUGCCGCCGCCGUCGCCUCCUCGGAGCGGGGCCCAGGCCCAGCCGCCGCCACCGCUGCCGCCGUCGAGCUCCGCCGCCGCCGCCGAGCACCAUGGGAGACGCCGGGAGCGAGCGCAGCAAAGCGCCCAGCCUGCCGCCUCGCUGUCCCUGCGGCUUCUGGGGGUCCAGCAAGACUAUGAAUCUCUGUUCCAAAUGCUUUGCUGAUUUUCAAAAGAAACAACCAGACGAUGAUUCCACUCCAAGUACAAGUAACAGCCAAUCAGAUUUGUUUUCCGAAGAGACCACCAGUGACAACAACAAUACCUCCAUAACCACGCCAACUCUAAGUCCCAGCCAGCAGCCGCUUCCGACAGAACUGAAUGUAACUUCACCCAGUAAAGAGGAAUGUGGGCCAUGCACAGACACAGCUCAUGUCUCGUUAGUCACACCAGCCAAAAGGUCCUGUGGUACAGAUUCACAGUCUGAGAAUGAGGCUUCUCCUGUGAAACGGCCACGACUACUGGAGAGUACCGAGCGGUCUGAGGACACCAGCCGGUCCAAACAGAAGAGUCGACGUCGGUGCUUCCAGUGCCAAACCAAACUGGAGCUGGUGCAGCAGGAAUUGGGAUCGUGUCGCUGUGGUUACGUGUUCUGUAUGUUACACCGCCUCCCCGAGCAGCACGACUGUACGUUCGACCACAUGGGCCGCGGCCGAGAGGAAGCCAUCAUGAAAAUGGUGAAACUGGACCGCAAAGUGGGGCGCUCCUGCCAGCGCAUCGGGGAGGGGUGCUCCUGAAGGCCAGGCGUGGCCAUCACAUGACGCUGUUCUUAGUUCACUAAUGUUAGCCUUAUUUAGGACAAAGUCAGCCAGACACCUUGUACUGGGCACGCGUCAGACUACAGCCAGCCCAUUUCCUUUCUUUAGCCAGCCAUCCUGGUACUGUAGUUUAGGGGUUGAUGGUGGUUGAAAUUGAUUUCUGGCUGGUUACUAAGGUGCCUGCUAGCCAUUGUAUAAAAUUAAAACAUGAAGAAUAUUUUUUUUGAGCAUGGCUAGUGGAUUUAAAACAACACAUACCUGUCACUGCUGGAGUCAAACUUACAAAAAGCCUUAAGCGGAAAGCGUUCCAGAUGGAGACUCUGAGUUACUUAGAGCAGUAGAAGCUGGGGUUAAAGUUUCCACGACGCACAUGGCUUUGCCAGAAACUCUGUUUAAUGUUCGGCCUUUCACCUCUUCACUCACCUUGGUCCCAGUAGCCAGGACCCUGACGGCCACCGUGCCUUGGCCAUGGGCGGCUGCUGACGGGUGUGGGGCCGGGCUGGGCGCGGCCUUGUUCUCUGCAGAGUCGGGAGUGGGGGGUGGGGCAGAUUCUUACGGAAAUUUUUUUUUACCUGACUUGUUAUGAAAAACUCAUCCUACAAGCGAAACAGUAACCUCACUUUCAAAAGUUAGCUCCAUUCAAGACUAGUCCACGCACGAGACCUGCCUUCCAUGCAAGAUCCGAGGUCACGGGAGCAGCCCCGGUGUCUGACCCAGUGGCCAUGGCUGCCAAGCGCAGGGACCUGGCCGUCGGUCCAGUGAGGCUCCUGGCAGCACAGCGCCUUUUGCAGCCCGGUUUCUACUCGGGGAGUUGUUUUUAUUUUUUUCCUUUAAACAAAAGACGUUUCGUAGUCACCAGGCAUCAGGGGACGCUGCUGCAGCCCGAACAGGCUCUGCCCUCAUGGCGGGGGCCUGGAGGGUGGCACUGUGGCCUCCACUCUCGUUUCUAUGCAGUCCCAGAGUCCAGGGAUGACCAGUCCACCUCUGCCACAUGGCACGUUGGGAAGGGAAGGCAUUGUGCCUCGAGCACUGUGGGCCUGGGCCUCCCGACAGUGUCCUGCGCCGCUGGGGGGGGGGGGCGGGAGGGCAGUGCCCAGCCUGUGUACGGUGAGCUGCAGUAGCCUGGGCCAGAGGGGAGAGGGCCGGCCAUGGGCCUGGUUGCCCACCAGCUGAGGGCGGGCUGGGUAGACAGGAAGGACGCCCGUGAGAGCCUGCGGCAGGCGGCUCCCGCACAGCUUGGUAGCUUGGCCCACACCAGGCUGCUGACUGACUAGUUGAACCCAGCAACUUCCCUUUGUACAAAACACACUUCAUCUCUGCACAUUAACCACACCUGCACCCACAAAUGGUUUUGAUCCGAAAUAGGAAAUCAUGCUCUUCCCAACCUCCUCCUCCGCCACACCCUCCACCCCACCAGAGUGGAACCCACUGCAGAAUCUCCAGCCUUAAUUCUUGCUUCAGGACCCAGACGGGCAUCUUGCUCUGGGGCAGCCCCAGGGCAGGGAGCCGGGUCUGUCCAGCGUUUACCACUGCUGCCAAGCCACGGCCCUCUGGCCUCCCGGCCAUCCUCAGCGAGGCGCCUGCCUCCGCCCCCGCCCCCGCCAAGCUCGAACCCGAAGAGGUGGCACGUGUGUGCCCUUCCCGGCUUCUUGAGGCCCCAGCUGCUGUGUGGAGGUGGCGCAUGCAGGGACUGCAGCCCCCGUCCACUUCCUGCUGGCAGAGCCGGGUGGAGGGAGGAAGGGCUCGUUCCCCUACAGUAUCUGUUCUGUGGAGUUUGUUAAAUGUAAGGAAAGCUUAAAUUCUUGUAUCUUUAAAGAGAAAAUCUUAUUUAACCCUUUUGUGUUCUAGAUUUACUUACACACAUAGCCUAGAGCUCAGUUUUAGUUUUAACAUUGUGAAAAUAUUAAAAGAAUCUUGUAACUUUAUUCUUUUUUCUCCUGCUGAAAAAAAAAUUAAACCAAUCGUAUGAA